CCCGGAGCAAUCACCGGAGGCGGUCCUCGGCUACGGCGCCCCCGUCAACCCUCCGAUUGGGAGACUAUCAGUAUUUGGGGGUUCAGCCCCAUCGGCCGUUGGGGCCCCUCUCGCCAAUUCCAGGCACCCCAAAUACCCCAAUGUCUCUGUCUCGCAGCCCAUCUCCCAUCCCGGGCGGCGGCUGGACGAGCCCGGGCCUCAACAUUCCGAGCGGUCGAUCGAGCCCGGCGACAGCGUUCCCGGGAUCGCGCGGUACACCAGCCAUGUGGGAAUCCUCCAGGCUAAGAAAGGGCGCCGGUCCUUCGUACCCUUCCUUCUCGACCAGGAGCCAGAGCUUCUUUGGACGACACAUGCGCCGCCUCUCCAGCAGCCUUCCGCGCUUUGGCUCGAGCCUAUACUACGCCGAUAAGGAGAAACUUGGCCGUGGCAGGUGGUCUGUCCAUGACGUGCCGCUACUCGGGCGGGUCAGAGGGAUCAUGGCCCGCAUGGGGAGGAAGAUGAAGAUCAGAAUAUUAAUCCUGCUUGCGUUCCUGCUAUCCGUCAUCAUAUUCUACAAUAGCCCCCUUGUAUAUCACUGGCGGAGGUCGCCCUGGUUUGGGGAGGGCAAGAAGUUUGUGAUAUUGCUCGGGGCCAAUGUCGGCGGCGGCGUGAUGGACUGGAAGGGUGCGCGAGAAUGGGCGAUCGAACGCGACUCGGUGAAAAAUAAGAAGAAAUAUGUUGCUCGUUGGGGGUACGAGCUCGAAAUCGUUGACAUGAGCACCAAGAAACGGUAUGCGCACGAGUGGCGCGAGAGCUGGGAGAAGGUCGAUCACGUCCGCACGGCCAUGAGGAAGUAUCCCGAAGCCGAGUGGUUUUGGUGGCUUGACCUGAAUACGUUCAUCAUGGAGCCGUCGUACUCGCUCCAGGAUCACAUCUUCAACAAGCUUGAAAAGCACGUCUACCGGGACAUCAACGAAUACAACCCCCUCAACAUUACCCACCCCUUCACCGAGCCCUGGCUCGAUGCCGAGGAGCGAAGCCCCGUAGGCGACGGUAAGGUCGGCUCCAUCAACCUCAUCCUGUCGCAGGACUGCUCCGGCUUCAACCUGGGCUCCUUCUUUGUCCGGCGAAGCGUGUGGUCGGACCGGCUGCUCGACAUAUGGUGGGACCCGGUGGCGUAUGAGCAGAAACACAUGGAGUGGACGCACAAGGAGCAGGACGCGCUGGAGCAGCUGUACGUCUCGCACCCGUGGGUGCGGAAGCAUACCGCUUUCCUGCCCCAGCGCAUGAUCAACAGCUUCCCCGAAGGGGCGUGUGCCGAGAACGGAAUCGACCCGAGGAUCCACUAUAACCAGAAGGACCGGGACUUCCUCGUCAACAUGGCCGGCUGCGAGUGGGGCCGCGACUGUUGGGGCGAGAUAUACCAUUUCCGCGAGCUCAGUUACUACCUCAACCGGAACCCGUGGGAGCGCUUCAAGGAAGACAUUGUUGCCGAGAUCUGGUUCAAGCUCACGGGGAAGAGGGUGAAGCUCUAAAGGACGCCCGGCCCGCCGCUGUCGGAACUUGAGAUGGAGACGUCGCAUAUUUUUUUUUCUUUUUCUUUCUGUCUUUGGCGUUGUGCCCUGCUUGGGGGGGCUCGCUUGCGGUCCAUAGGUGUGGACAUUCCAUCGCCGGCCCGCCAGCAUUACUGGAGAAGCUCGGCAUCUGAGAUACGUUACCACCAUCCCGAGCAGGCAUCGAGAUUUGGUCUGCUGAGAAAGCCGGGGUUCUUUUCCUUUUUCCCUGGGCAGGUUCACACCCAAACUGGAUCUGGAGUGGCGGGGUCGGCAGGUCAUUAGGUUCGGGAUGCUGCAUUGUGUGGACUUAUUGAAUGUUUCCCCUGAUGCGUUGAUGAAGUCACGGAGGGGAUUGUUGUUCAACACGUUUUGGGGACGAGGCAGGGGAGUUUUCCCGUACGCCGGGACGUGAGGGAACGCAAGACGGGUGCUUGCUUUCCUACCGAUCCCAGUCCGGGAGCGCCUCCGCUGUCCGACACUAAUUACUUACUAAAUGACUUCCACACUAGACCAUCUUCUCGAGGUUCCGCGCGAACCCGAUUUAGAUCAACUCAAGAGAUAGAGGACGACAUAUAGACGGAUCUCGGGUUGUUAUAGUUAACGGAGAGUCCAACCCAGACGAUGCAGAAGAUGCGCGUGUGCGACCAGAUCAUGGUCAGGAAGAGCUUUGUUAUACGAAGUAUGCGCUCCAUGUUGGGUGCUGUGCUCUUCGAGUGCUGAACACGAACCGCAUGCGGCGG
Thermothelomyces thermophilus ATCC 42464 is the source of this 2275-nucleotide messenger RNA. RefSeq names its product glycosyltransferase family 34 protein. Gene Ontology annotation, biological process: protein N-linked glycosylation. Lineage: Eukaryota; Fungi; Ascomycota; Sordariomycetes; Sordariales; Chaetomiaceae. Gene Ontology annotation, molecular function: glycosyltransferase activity. The coding region runs from base 141 to 1514 and encodes 457 amino acids. The transcript is spliced from 4 exons. Gene Ontology annotation, cellular component: Golgi membrane. The record is from RefSeq and is a predicted model, not a curated record.